AUGUCUUCCCCAAGCAAACGGCGAGACAUGGAUGUCAUGAAGCUGAUGAUGACUGAUUACAAAGUGGAGACGAUCAAUGAUGGCAUGCAAGAGUUCUUUGUCGAAUUUCACGGGCCUCAAGACAGUCCUUAUCAAGGAAGUGUGUGGAAGAUAAGAGUGGAGUUACCUGAUGCUUAUCCUUAUAAGUCUCCUUCUAUUGGUUUUGUCAACAAAAUUUACCAUCCUAACGUUGACGAAAUGUCUGGUGCGGUUUGCUUAGAUGUUAUUAAUCAGACUUGGAGUCCAAUGUUUGAUCUUGUUAAUGUGUUCGAAGUGUUUCUUCCUCAACUUCUUAUAUACCCCAAUGCAGCAGAUCCAUUGAAUAGUGAAGCUGCUGCCUUGAUGAUGCAUGACCGUGCUGCAUAUGAACAAAAAGUCAAAGAAUAUUGUGAAAAAUAUGCCAAGCCAGAAGAUAUUGGAGCUUCUAAGGAAGAAGAUUCUAGUGAUGAAGAGCUGAGUGAAGAUGAUGAUUAUGCCUCGAGUGAUGACGACAUUGCCGGCAAACCUGAUCCCUAA
Messenger RNA from Vicia faba (fava bean), 555 nucleotides. The record is from the annotation of a GenBank genome assembly. NCBI's taxonomy places the organism in Eukaryota, Viridiplantae, Streptophyta, Magnoliopsida, Fabales, Fabaceae.